UCAGUCUUAGUUCGUGUUUAGAAUGUCGCACAACUGUCGAGGAUACAUCGCAUUGCAGCUGCUGCUUGCUCUGCUAUUGCAACAGUCGUUGCUGCAGAUCGUUGAAGCACGCUGCAGCAGACCCGAUGAUCUGGUCAAUGGCAACACAAUAAUGAGACGCACCAUGGUGCGCUUCCGAUGUAACACCCGCUAUACUCUCAUAGGACGAUCAAUCGUCAGCUGUACCUCGGAUGGACGUUUGACAGGCGAAGUCCCUUUCUGUGCCAGGGCGGGAUGUGUCAACCCGCCGCAUCCGGAGAAUGGUGAAAUUGAAAUACAGCGUGGCCUGAGUGCUGUGGUCAUAUGCAAAGAGGACUUUGUGGUCGCUGGCAAUGCUCUGGCCCACUGCAAUGGCAUUAACUGGGAUCGCCAUCUGGGCAUUUGCCGGCAUCGCAAUCACACGCAGGGCCACGCCUGUGACUUUGAGACCGAAGAUCUAUGCGGCUGGACCACUGAACUGGGUCUAAUUCAGCCCUGGCGACGUGUCGCCACCGUUGGCGAUUUCCAUAUGCAUCGCACGGGUCCGCGACACGAUCACACACUACAGCACUCCUAUGGCGGACACUACAUGCUGAUGGAGACCAAUGCGUAUGCCUAUGGCGCCCGUCACUUCGUCUCACCCAUUUAUCCCCGUGAGCUCAGUCUGAAGACAGCCUGCUGCUUCCGUUUCCAUUACUUUAUGUAUGGCUCCGGUGUUGGCAGUUUGGUGGUGUCCGUUAAACCCUCCCAGAUGAGACUGGAUGAAAUGUGGGAAUAUAAUGCACGGUAUCAAAAGUUUAACGUCACUGGCAAUCUGGCCAAUGAAUGGCGGGAGCAUACGAUUCGAAUCGACGAGAUGACCCAGGACUUUCAGGUGGUCUUCACGGUCACGAAUGCCAACUCGCGUUUGGGAGACAUUGCCAUCGAUGAUGUUAGUCUCAUUACGGGAAAAGAAUGCGGCAUGGGCAGUAUUACGACCACCACGGAGGAGCCUGUUACGGAGACUGACCUUGUUUUUGACUUUCAAAGUUGCGAAUCUCGUUGUAAUGCCUCGUAUAUACCAGAUGAAAUUCGGACUUUAUAUUUGUUUCUGGGUUGCGGAUGCGAUGAGCGGUGUAUUGAUAAUGGCAACUGCUGUCCCGAUUACUUUGCAGUCUGUGUAUUUCCUUUUGAGACGACAACCACAACAACAACCACAACGACAACAACAACUACAACGCCAAAGCCAACAACAACACCAACAACGACGACAACACCAACGACAACAACUGUCAAGGCAACACCAAAGACAACGCCAAAGGUAACUCCCAAAACAACACCAAAGACUACUCCUAAGACUACCCCCAAGCCCACUCCCAAACCGACUCCCAAACCGACUCCUAAGCCAACUCCCAAGAUCACCCCCAAGCCCACUCCAAAGACUACUCCAAAGACUACUCCCGAUCCUCUUUCUAAAACUACUCCAAAGGCUACUCCCAAGACUACUCCAAAGGCUACUCCCAAGACUACUCCCACGACUACCACCAAAAUAACGCCAAAGCCAACGCCACCAACAACACCAUCAACUACAACCCCAACAACAACAACAACAACAAGAGCGACACCAGUCACAACUAACACAACAACUACAACAAGUCAAGCCAAGUCGACAAAAGCAAUUCCAACAAAGACAACGCAAGCACCCAACCGUUCGCAUGGUAAAUACAGCUGGCCAGUGAGCUCGAAGGAUCUCGAAGGAGAAAGCGACAGGCAGAGCUCCUCGGGUUACGGACGCUUUAUGUGGUACUCACUUCUGACCAUCAUGCUGAUCAUUGUUUUGGCAAGCGUUCUUUAUCGCUGGCGACGACCCAACGGCGGUACCAUCGAAAAGGCUGUCAGUUUUCAAAAGACCCUGGCGACCAAGCUAAAGAACGCCGCGCUGGCGGGUGGAAAACGCUUGAGGAGAAGUGAAGCGAGUGCUCCGCUCUAUGAUAACGAGGAUGAUGAUGGCUAUGAUGACGAUGUGCAGUUUGAGGAAAUGGGCGUGGAUAUACGGGAUGUGACGCGGCUCUAACUCAAGUUAUUCUAACUCAAUUAAUUGUAUAAAUUCAAAACUCGUCAUACUUGUUAAAUGUACUAUAAAUGAAUACAAAUAAAGCAUCUGUUUAAAUAAAAAACAAG
Molecule: messenger RNA, 2178 nt
Organism: Drosophila nasuta
Lineage: Eukaryota; Metazoa; Arthropoda; Insecta; Diptera; Drosophilidae
Exons: 4
Coding region: 23-2071 (682 amino acids)
Cellular component (GO): membrane
Source: RefSeq, a predicted model, not a curated record